CACACAUUCACACACGCAGGGUGCCGGGCGCAGGGAAAGUUUGCCGGUGUUACAGUUGGUACAGAGGAAGUUCGUGAAGAGAGCUAGGGCAUUAGAUACAGAUAACUGUGCACCGGGUAGCAAAAUACUUGAGCUUUUAGAGAGGCAGAUACCUAUGCACUGAGGUUGCAGGGAGAUACUGACAAGACAUUAACUAUAUGACAAGAGUGCCAGAAACUGCAGAAAGUACUGGGAAUUAUAAAAUAAGUCUGGCAGUAAAAAAGAGAUUCCAUCACCAGACAAAGAGAUUACAGUACAGAAAGAGAGACGGGCACUUGACGUGGUAUUGCCCAGGGGCACACUGAGAUGAGUAAAGGUUUAUAAGGAAAGGACCAGCAACGACAAAAUAAUAUUGGACAUUGCAGAGACUGUUAAUUUUGUGGACUUGUCAUAAAGUGAUUGUAUUUUCAUAGCAAGUACCAAAACUCCUCACACGACACGAUAGUGUUGGAGAGUGUACAGUAUAGCACUGAACUGCUGUGCCACUGACUGCCAGCGAUAGCAGAUGGUUACUGGGGAAAAGAGAAAGGCAGUGGGCUAAAAUAUAGUAAUAUACUAAGGGUUCUGUAUACAGUGGUGCAGACAGAUGUGUUUAAGGAGGCGUGAAUAGCCCUUUCCACCUUUAGGGGUUUCUGUUAUAACUUAGCAAUACGAACCUAGUACGAGAUGUAUUGGUUAAUAAGGAGCAUAGCAUUGUAGGGACAUAGGUAAGUUAUAAAAGGACUGCACAAGCUGGGGUUGUGAAGACUGCUAAGGGUUACAGUAGGUAUCACAUCCAGUGCCAAACUGGGCAGGGAGUGUGUGUUUUUACAUUUGGGAAUGGGGACACUUGUCCUGGUCUGUUUUCUGUGCUCUGUGUUGUAUGGUGUCUUGGGAUUGGUGCCACUGGAAGAUUUCUACCCCUUUGGUGCCAGUGAGGGCGACUCAGUAACCCGCAGACAGGAUGAUGGUGGAUCCGGACUGCUGCCCAUCUCCAGGGCUUUUACAUUUUUUGGGGACAAGCAUAAUGGUCUCUACGUAAAUAAUAAUGGAGUGUUAUCCUUCCUUCGGGAGGUGUCCCAGUUUACACCUGUUGCAUUUCCUAUCUCUGGUGAUCGGCGCGUGGUAGCUGCUUUUUGGGCUGAUGUUGAUAACCGUAGAGGAGGAGAUGUGGUUUACCGUGAAACAGAGGAUCCUAAAAUUUUGAGACUUGCCACCCAGGAUGUGCGCACCUAUUUCCCUGAAUUGCCAAACUUUACUGCCACAUGGGCAUUUAUUGCUACUUGGUAUCGGGUCACCUUCUAUGGGGGUGAUGCUUCUUCUCCGAUAAACACCUUCCAGAUUGUGCUGAUCACAGACGGUCAUCGCUCCUUCACCAUAUUUAACUAUGAAACCAUAGAAUGGACAACUGGUCGGCAUGCCAGCAGUGGAGGUGACAGUUCUGGUAGAGGGGGCAUUGCUGCACAGGCAGGUUUUAAUGCGGGUGAUGGCUGGAGGUACUUUAAUAUUCCAGGCUCUCGUACAGAUGACAUAGCUGGGAUAGGAAACACCACCAAUGUUGGCAUUCCUGGGCGCUGGGUUUUCCGCAUUGACAACAACCAUGUGCAAGUCGGAGAGUGCAGGAACACAACGUCUGUGUGUUGGACCCUUCGUCCCUGCCAGAAUGGUGGUCGCUGUAUAGAUGACUGUGUAACCGGGAAUCCUUCAUACACUUGCUCUUGCCUCAGCGGCUUCACUGGGAAGCAUUGCCAUAUCGAUAUGGGAAGAUGUUACUCUCAGCCUUGUCAGAAUGGAGGCUCAUGUGUGGAUAAACCUGGAAGCUUUGAGUGUCUUUGUUCUCCUGAUUUUACAGGACCCCUGUGUGAGACAGAGGUAUCGCCCUGUACUGAUAAGAACUGUCUAAAUGGAGGAGAAUGUCAAGUUCACAAUCAGGCUGCAGUAUGUGUGUGUCAGUCAGGAUACACUGGAGACAGCUGUGAAACAGAGGUCCGACCAUGCUUUUCAUCUCCUUGUCAGAAUGGGGGAAGCUGUGAGGAUCGAGGUGAUAGUUACAGCUGUGUUUGCAUGGCAAGAUUCACUGGAACGCAUUGCGAAAUAGAGGUCAAACCGUGCUUAUCAUCUCCUUGUCUAAAUGGUGGAACUUGUGAAGAUCUAUAUAUAGAUUACAGAUGUACUUGCAAACCUGGGUUUACUGGAGAGCGCUGUGAGACAGAGCUCAACCCUUGUAUUUCCUCUCCCUGUGUAAAUGGAGGGACCUGUGAGGAUCUGCUAGACAGCUAUACCUGUGUGUGCCCUCAGAGAUUCACUGGGACACACUGUGAGACAGAGGUCAGACCUUGUGCUUCAUCGCCGUGCCAGAAUGGAGGGCUCUGUGAGGAUAUGGGCAUUGGUUAUAGCUGUGUGUGCUCACAAAGGUUCACAGGGAUACACUGUGAGACAGAGGUCAGACCCUGCUCUUCCUCUCCCUGCCUGAAUGGGGGUAUCUGCGAGGAUAAAUCUGUAGGUUAUGGCUACAGCUGUGUGUGCGUGAGAGGAUUCACUGGGACACACUGUGAGACAGAAGUCCGACCUUGUUCUUCAUUUCCCUGUCUGAAUGGUGGAACCUGUGAUGAUGUAGGUACUAGUUACAGCUGCUCAUGCUUACGGGGAUUCACUGGGACACACUGUGAGACAGAGUUCCCUUGCUUUUCAAACCCCUGUCUUAAUAGGGGCAUCUGUAAGAAUAUGGGUGCAAGUUACAGCUGUAUUUGCAUGAAAGGUUACACUGGAGAUCGUUGCCAGACCGAACUCAGCCCCUGCUUUUCGACUCCGUGUCUGAAUGGUGGGACGUGCGAGGACAAGGGUGCUAGUUACAACUGUUUAUGUACACAGGGAUUCACUGGGACACACUGCGAGACCGAAAUCAGACCUUGCUCUUCAUUUCCCUGUUUGAAUGGUGGCCUCUGUCGGGAUAGUGGGAAUAAUUACAGCUGCAUGUGCACACCAGGAUUUACUGGCACACACUGUGAAACUGAAAUUUUACCCUGCUCAUCCUCACCCUGCCGGAAUGGAGGCACCUGCGAGAACUUGCACUAUAAUUACAGCUGUGUGUGUCCGCAAGGGUUCACUGGAAUGCAUUGUGAAACAGAGGUUGUGGAGAGACCCGGAGCAUGUUUGUCAUCUCCAUGUAAGAAUGGUGGUGUGUGUUGGGAGGUUGAUGAAUCCUACACAUGUGAAUGUUCUGCAGGCUUCAGUGGCAUUCAUUGUGAGAACCGUGUGUCCGAUGGCUGCGCCUGCAGGAAUGGGGGACAAUGUGCUGAUGGGAACAGUACGUGCCACUGCCCACCGGGACACUUUGGACUUUUGUGCGAAUAUGAAGUCACAUCUCUACCAUGCAGCAUGGGCUCACAGUGUCCUGACGGAGGAUCAUGUAUGGAGUAUGGUGGCAGUUACCUGUGUGUCUGUCACACAGAUUAUAUCCUAACUAACCACUCAAUGCCUUCACCCUGUGACUCAGACCCAUGUCUAAAUGGUGGACGAUGUGAAGCCCAGGAGGACACAUAUUCUUGUGCAUGUCCCCGUGGCUUUAGUGGGAAACUUUGUGAGAAAGUAAAGCCGGCUCUGUGCAGUCUGUAUCCUUGUCGGAAUGGAGGAACUUGCAAAGAAUCCUGGGAUGAAUACCACUGUGUUUGUCCAUAUCCAUUCACUGGGAAACACUGUGAGACAGGCAUGAGAGGGCCUUGCUCAUCAGGUCCAUGUCACAAUGGAGGCACAUGUUUUCAUUACCUUGGGAAAUACAAGUGUGACUGUCCGCCUCAUUAUUCUGGUCGUCAUUGUGAAAAGGCACUGCUGGACUGUGGAGCCCCAGAACAAGUGAAAUAUGCUUGGAUGGUUGUAACUUCCACUUGGCCAGGCGGACGAGCAGACUAUCAUUGUAAUGAGGGCUAUGUUCUCAGCACCCCAAAUAACAGCCGUGUAUGCAGUGAGGAUGGCAUGUGGAGUGAACCACCAGAGUGUGAGGAAAUUGACGAAUGUGCAUCCCAGCCUUGCCGGAAUGGAGCUGCCUGCAAGGACCGUGUAUCACAUUUCCUGUGUGACUGUCCGCAGGGAUACAGUGGCCAAAAUUGUGAACUAGAAAUGGAUGAAUGUCUGUCAGAGCCGUGUAAGAACGGAGGCAGCUGUCAGGAUUUACCUGGAGCCUUUCUUUGUAUCUGUCCUGAAGGCUUCACUGGUGUCCAGUGUGAGACAGAGCUGGAUGGCUGUGACUCUUCCCCCUGUCAGAAUGGCGGUAUAUGUGAGAAUCUGGCAGGUUCCUACCUGUGCGUGUGUCCGAGAGGUUUCUAUGGUUAUCAUUGCCAGACUGUAAGUGAUUUAUGUUUACUGAAUCCCUGUGGCAACCGAGGAGUCUGCAUGUCCGGUGCAGAUGGAGCAGUGAGCUGUAACUGCCGCACUGGCUACACAGGAAUCACCUGUGAGAGAGAUCUGCUUCCUCCUGUAUCUCUUUCUCUGGGUGCUGUUGGGGAACACAGUGUAUGGGUGUUCUGGACACCCCCAGAGGAAAGCAUGGAUUCUGACCUGGAUGGUUUUGCAGUGAGCUACACAGCUCCUGAUGGCACAUCUCGGACAGAUUUUGUGGACAGAAGUCACACAGAGCAUGAGCUGCGGGGUCUAAGCCCUGGACGAUCAUAUAACAUUACCAUUGUAUCUGUGAAACGUAACCUGCGACACAAUGAUAUCAGCCGCCCCUUGAUUAUCUCUGCACGCACAAGACCUCCUCCUGUGGACAGACCCAGGAUCAGCACUAUUACAGACACCUCUGUCACAGUCUCCUGGUCGCUGAGCAGCCACAAACUCACUUCUGUGGCACAUGUACGACUAUUCCUCCAGCAUCCCACAGAAAGGACGCAACAGGCAGAACAGGAACCUUCAAUGGGAGAAUACACCUUCAGAGACUUACAACCCGGAGAGAAGUACACCAUAUUGAUCAGCACCCUGAGCAGCUCUGACCCACACAACCCCUCCUCUGAGAGUCUUCCCAGUGCCCCACUGAUAGCCUGGACACGUCCACAUCCUCCUAGUAACCUCUCAGCUGUGCUUGUCACUGCAAACUCUGUGCACCUCACCUGGGAUCCCCCUCCGACUGGAUCAGUGGAUGGCUACAUCUUCAAUGUGACCAACAAUCACAACACAAAAAGUCGUUAUGUUCCAAGUGCAAAAAUGACUUCAUACACUGUGCGAGAAUUACAGCCCAGCCAACGCUAUCGGAUUAUAGUGACUGCUCUACGUAACACUCCCCAGGGCCCUGUGAACAGUGAGCCUAAGACACUACGUUUACAGACAUUGCAGAGGGAGGGUCCUCAAGAGCGCCGUUGGAUCCCUCCACGAAUCCUAAGGAACAGGCCUCCUCCUCCUCAGCCACAUCCAGAGUUGCGACUGCUAACAGAAAGAGGACCUCCUCCUGCUGAAACAAAUCAAGCUUACAGAUUUACAGAACUGAAGGAUGGACGUCGCCGUAUUUCAGCCAGAUUCAGUCACUUGGCCAACAAGUCAAUUAACAUAACUAAAGAGCCUGAAGCACCCAUACGAAUUGACAACCCAGAGGAACCACCUGUUCCUGUGAAGCAGGCUCUACAUCUCCAAAAUCCUGAGAUUAGUCAAAAGGAAGAUGAACAAGGUGGCUGUCUGGAGACUCCAUGUAUUAAUGGAGGGACCUGCGUAAAUGGGGAAACCUGUGACUGCCUGUCCGGAUUUAAGGGGCAUCAGUGUCAGAUGGCUUGCAGGAAAGAAAGCUUUUCCUGUACCAGACUGUUCUCAGAGACGUUGUCAUACCCUGUGUGGGAGGGAGGAAUCUGUCACCAUCUCUAUAGAAGGGUAUACAAAGUCCAGCAUGACGUGUGCACCAGGGAAAUCUGUGAAGGUACUGCCAGAAGCCGACCAAAAACAAGAAUUUCCAAGCCAUGAUCAAAAAUACUGAAAAGAAGCACUAAUUAUGUGGGAGAGAGAUUAGAACAUCAGCAGAGGUGACAUACUCUUCAUCCUUUCUCCUUAACAUGAUGGGACCCUGUGGAUUCCCACUUACCAUGCAGUGGCAUAGCUGGUGUUGUAUCAUAAGCCAUUGACAAGCUGAGGAGCAUCACUCCACCUCAUUCUUUGGGGCCCUGCAAGCAGCAUUCCCUUCUAUCCUCAGCCAAAGAUCUACAAGACCACCAGACCUUAUGUUUCUGCUUACAGGACUGUGGACACUUGUUCUAUCUGCAGAUCAUUGCUCACAUCCUGCUCUGGUACCUACUUAGAGAGCAGAGUUUUUUUGAACUUAGACAAAGCAGCUUACAUCUACCAACAAUUUAUAAAGGCUGCAGAAUAUUGCUUUACCUUACUAUACACUUGUAGAGCAUUACAUUUCUCUUUCUAACGGACUAGCUAAGCACCAAGUUUCUUUUCAUAUUGAAGACUUACUUUAUGAGAAAACAAAUCCCUUAAAUAGGAGCAUCUGCUUCAUGAAUCCCCACCAAGUUGGCACUGUAGAUAUUCAUGUAAACUGAAGACAAUAAUUUAAUGAACAGCCUUUUAAAGGGACACUGCUAACAGAACAAUCAGUAACUAAGAUAUUCAGAUAUAUCUUGAAACUCAAUGCCCUUUUCAAAUCACAUAUGACAAUGGCAAUUUUUUUUGACUAAGUUGUAAUUUUCAUUUGUAAAUACUGUGAUAUGAGAUAUGGGAAGGUUAAUUCCUUUUAUCUGAUGUCACAAAAUAUUCAGCAAGAGUUUACACUGGCUAAAUGCUCUGUCAUUUCAUUUUCAUUAUUUACAUUGGCAAAGGACUGUGGCUAAAGCCUAAAAAAAAUACUUAUACACCAUUCUGAUAUUAAAUUUUGUAUUAUAAAUUCAAAAUAUAUAUUUAGUUGCCAACAUUUCACCACAUUUAGAUGUAUGAAUGGAAACCAUGUGAUCCUUUUUAAAUGUACUCUAACCUGGCUGGAUGUGUGCAGGGUGAAGCCUUCCUUCUGACCUCAGACCAUCUUGUCCUAUAAAAUGACAGCAGCAACUUUGGGUGAAGCAUAGAAUAAUUUUUUUCUGGACCAGACAAGCAGCGUGUUAAGUUGUACCUCCAGGAGAGGUAGUAACAGUAUAUUAGGCUGCACCCCAUUAUGACUGGGUGCAAAGUGUGUUAGAUUUCGCCUUCAGAACAGGCGGCUUUUGGUUUUAUAAUAAAACAUUUUAUUAAAAAAAA
Messenger RNA from Bombina bombina (fire-bellied toad), 7227 nucleotides. RefSeq names its product sushi, nidogen and EGF like domains 1 (gene SNED1). NCBI's taxonomy places the organism in Eukaryota, Metazoa, Chordata, Amphibia, Anura, Bombinatoridae. Bases 859 to 5958 code for a protein of 1699 amino acids. The transcript is spliced from 40 exons. Gene Ontology annotation, biological process: cell-matrix adhesion; establishment or maintenance of epithelial cell apical/basal polarity; heterophilic cell-cell adhesion. Gene Ontology annotation, cellular component: plasma membrane; protein-containing complex. The record is from RefSeq and is a predicted model, not a curated record. Gene Ontology annotation, molecular function: protein binding; calcium ion binding.